Molecule: messenger RNA, 1379 nt
Organism: Cannabis sativa
Lineage: Eukaryota; Viridiplantae; Streptophyta; Magnoliopsida; Rosales; Cannabaceae
Product: E3 ubiquitin-protein ligase SDIR1
Exons: 9
Coding region: 312-1145 (277 amino acids)
Source: RefSeq, a predicted model, not a curated record
AAGUAAAAGGCCCAAAACAUUCAGCCGAAAAUUCAACCCAACAACAAAGUUGGAGUCAAAAAUCAGAUAUCCGACUGUGAGCACUCCAACUCGUCGUCCUCUCAAUAUCGGCCAUUGACGACGUUAAGAAUCGAAGAUUUUGAAAACGCCGUCCUACCAAGAAUUCCUGAUCGAAUUACAGGUUGCUUUGAUUGUCUUUUCAGUGAUUUUUCUUCUUCUAGAUUGUUGGAAUUUUAUCUCAGUAUAUUACUUUGGACCUGCAAGUUGGAGUAUAUAAUUUUUUAUUGAGGUGCUUGUAAAUUUCCAUAGCCAUGAGUUUUGUUUUCCGGGGAACAAGAUCAGAUAUAGAAAGUGGAUUUACUGGAUUUGUACCUGAGCGGCGUCCAAUGCGUCUACAUUCAGCACGUCCAGUCAAUUCAAAUUCUCUUGCCUUCCUUGUUACAGUUUUAUUGCUAUUCAUGAUUCUAAACUCACACCAGAUGUCCCCUAAUUUUCUGCUAUGGCUUGUGCUUGGUGUCUUUUUGAUGGCCACAACGCUAAGGAUGUAUGCAACUUGCCAGCAACUUCAAGCUCAAGCCCAAGCUCAUGCUGCAGCAGCUGGUGGUCUUCUUGGUCAUACUGAAUUGCGGUUGCAUAUACCACCAUCUAUCUCACUAGCAACACGAGGACGACUGCAGGGCCUAAGGCUUCAACUUGCACUACUUGACCGCGAAUUUGAUGACUUAGUAACAGAUUACGAGACUUUGAGAGCGCUAGAUGCAGAUAAUGCUCCAACAGCUCAUUCUAUGACGGAGGAAGAGAUAAAUGCUCUUCCUGUCCAUAAAUACAAGGUUGCUGAUCUACAAAGUAGUGCCUCAUCUAUGCAACAGGCCUCAUCGUCAGCAUCUGCUGAGCAGAAACAAGGAUCUAAUGAUGCAGUUGUGAACCCCAAGGCCUCAGAAGAUGAACUGACUUGCAGUGUUUGCCUGGAGCAAGUAAAUGUUGGAGAAGUCCUUCGAAGCUUGCCGUGCUUGCAUCAGUUCCAUGCUAAUUGUAUUGAUCCUUGGCUGAGGCAGCAAGGAACUUGUCCUGUUUGUAAAUUCAAGGCAGGAUCUGUGUGGCAGGAAAGUGGAGAAGGUGAAGUGGAUGCUUCUUUUAUGGUUUAGUUUUCUUGAGUAUAUGUUAAUUAUAAUGAAUAUACCCGCCUAUAAGCUUUAUGUGACUUCUAUACAACAUGGCGCAAGGAUUGAGUCAUCGACAACAGUUUCUUGUAACUAAUCUUUAGAUAUUGACACAUUUUAGGAAAAAGAAUUGACACUAUACGCUUGUACUUGCUUCUAGCUCAAACAUAUUUUGGUACCUUUCAGUAAAUAUGAGACCAUGGUUUCGAUUAUUACAAA